GUUAAUCAGUUAUGUAGGUUAUGGUAUAGGUUAUGAAUCGAUAUCUCGUGCACGGAUAUUUCAUUCCGUUUUGAACUGGUGUUUUAAGAUAUUGUAUAAAAAGAAAUAUGUAAAAGGAAGAUUGUUAUAAUGGCUGUUAACAGAAUAUGCACAAUAUUUCGACAAAUAAUUGUAAAUACACAAAGUAAUAUCAUUGCAAGAUGUCAUUCUUCCCAUACAUCAAAAAUACAAAAUAAUAUUUUAUCUUCUACAUCUUUCGGUAAAAACAAAACGUGCAUAGCGUAUCCUGAAGUACAUGUUAAAUUUAUACCAAGAACACUUAAUAUAGAUUUCGGAAAUCCGAAUAAUGCUGUCAACAAAUAUAUAAAUGAAAUACCUCUAUCUAAAAUUAUUCCAUCGAUAGAAGAACCUACAGUAAAGAAACCUAUAUUACAUGAUCUACCGUUUGUGGAUAAAUCUUUUGAGCUCCCUUCGAUGGAAAAUGUUACAGAAAAAUUAGCAGUACGUCUGAUAGUAAUCAGAAGGAAAAAAAUGAAGAAACACAAGAGAAGGAAAUUGCGUAGAAAAAUGAAAUUUAUAUGGCAAAAGAUAAGAACUAGGCGAAAUGUAGAAAAAGAGAAGGUUUUUCAAGCCAAAUUAAUCGCAAAAAUUAAAGAAGCAGAAGCAUUUGAUGUCCAGAAAUAUAUUGACGACAAAUUCGCAUUUAUAAACAGAGAAAGAAUACCAAAAAUGUAUAGGGGUGAAAUAUUACCAGAAGCUAUGAUAAAGGAAUUUUUAGAAAAAGACAGAAAAAGGAAGGAAAGGAGACGAAAUAAACCUCGCUUGACGCUCGAUUGAAAAUAUGUAGUAGAUAAAAUAUUUCAAGAUCUUUUACUAUGCAGAUUUAAAGUUGUAUAAACUUGUGCAGCAAUAAAAUAAUUAAAAAUUUAA
Messenger RNA from Osmia lignaria (orchard mason bee), 930 nucleotides. RefSeq lists its product as uncharacterized. The record is from RefSeq and is a predicted model, not a curated record. NCBI's taxonomy places the organism in Eukaryota, Metazoa, Arthropoda, Insecta, Hymenoptera, Megachilidae.